Synchiropus splendidus (mandarinfish) is the source of this 2055-nucleotide messenger RNA. RefSeq names its product solute carrier family 37 member 2 (gene slc37a2). Gene Ontology annotation, molecular function: glucose 6-phosphate:phosphate antiporter activity. Lineage: Eukaryota; Metazoa; Chordata; Actinopteri; Syngnathiformes; Callionymidae. The transcript has 18 exons. The coding region runs from base 469 to 1968 and encodes 499 amino acids. The record is from RefSeq and is a predicted model, not a curated record. Gene Ontology annotation, cellular component: endoplasmic reticulum membrane. Gene Ontology annotation, biological process: glucose-6-phosphate transport; phosphate ion transmembrane transport.
CAGUCUGGGAACGUUGUGGAGUAACAACAUCGGUACUGCUAAUAAUAGUCACCGGAACAUUUUGAAGUAGCAAUCGGGCGCUUUUUUAGAUCAAACCCGCGUGUGUGGAGGUAGGCUGGCUCUUCAGGCCCACGUAUAAAGCUACGCUGACACGAUGGAGACCAACUGGUUGUUUAUCGAGGCUUUUUCCCUCAAGGAAGCGUCUGGGACGCUGCUCCUAUCUCCGCGAAGCUAACCAUCGCUUUCGACCUCUUCUCCCGACCUUUUAAUUCUUUAAUUCCAUUUAAUUAAAACCAAUCUAUGAUGUUUAAAGUGUUUUUUAGCGUGUAGUGAGUUGAUAGGCAUCAGUUUAAUUCAGUUGUUCAACCGUCCCGCGGUGCGUUCACGGUCUCAUCGAUACUAACACAAAAUGUCGAAAACAACACAUUAGUCUUCUGCUUUUUUUAUUGGACUCCGACCGCUUUUACAAUGAAGUCUUCUCUGGCUCCUGGGAUUCAAGUGAUCACCUCGUUUUCUCGAGACAGCUGGUACCGCAGCUUCAUCCUCCUCCUCACCUUCCUCUUCUACACGGCUUAUCACCUCUCCAGAAAACCCAUCAGCAUCGUGAAGAGUGAGCUGCACCGGAACUGCUCCAACGUCAUCCGGCCUGCAGACCUCAACAUCACCAACAACGACACCUGGUGUGACUGGGCGCCUUUCGACCAAGAUGACUACAAGACCUUGUUCGGGGUCCUGGAUAACUGCUUCCUGGUGGCCUAUGCGAUCGGCAUGUUCUUCAGUGGGAUCUUCGGCGAGCGCCUGCCUCUCAGGUACUACCUGAGCUUCGGCAUGCUGUCCAGCGGCCUGUUCACCGCGCUCUUCGGCCUGGGCUUCUACUGGAACAUCCACUCGCUGGGCUACUACGCCGUCAUCCAGGUUCUGAACGGGCUGAUGCAGACCACCGGCUGGCCCGCAGUGGUGGCGUGCGUCGGGAACUGGUUUGGGAAGGGGAAGCGCGGCUUCAUCAUGGGCGUGUGGAACUCCCACACCUCCGUAGGAAACAUCCUGGGCUCCCUCAUCGCCGGCGUCUACGUCUCCUCAGAGUGGGGGAUGUCCUUCAUCGUGCCGGGCAUCAUCAUCGCCUCCACCGGGAUCCUCUGCUUCUUCUUCCUGGUGGAAAAACCCGAGGACGUCAACUGCGCUCCGCCGCAGCACCACAGCGACAAGGCCGAGGGGGAAUCCGAGCCGCUGCUCCACAGCUCGUCCCCCGUCGUCAGCAACGGCUCCAUCACCACCGACCCGGAGGAGGUGGAGGUCAUCGAGAGACACACCGAGGCCAUCAGCUUCUGUGGGGCCCUCAGUAUACCUGGCGUGGUGGAGUUCUCUCUCUGUCUGCUCUUCGCCAAGCUGGUCAGCUACACCUUCCUCUACUGGCUCCCUCUCUACAUCUCCAACGUCGCUCACUUCGACGCCAAGGAAGCCGGCGACAUGUCGACGCUCUUCGACGUGGGCGGGAUCGUGGGAGGCAUCAUGGCGGGGCUGGUGUCGGACUACACCGGCGGCAGAGCCACCACCUGCUGCGUCAUGCUGCUCUUCGCCGCACCCAUGCUCUUCCUCUACAACCACAUCGGCCAGAGGAGUCUCCCCACAACCAUCGGCAUGCUGCUGCUGUGUGGAGGGCUGGUGAACGGACCGUACGCGCUCAUCACCACGGCCGUGUCUGCCGACCUGGGAACCCACGAGAGUCUGAGAGGGAACUCCAGGGCCCUGUCCACGGUCACGGCCAUCAUCGACGGCACCGGAUCUGUAGGGGCCGCGCUGGGCCCCCUGCUGGCCGGCGUCAUAUCUCCGUCAGGCUGGAACAACGUCUUCUACAUGCUGAUCACGGCCGACAUGCUCGCCUGCCUGUUUCUAGCCCGGCUGGUUUACAAGGAGGCUCAGGGCUGGUGUGGCCGAGUCCCCCGAGCCAGAGGAAUCAAGGAAGUGUGACUCUCGACCAACGCCUGUCUUUAUCAAGACCGUUUUUUAAUCAGCUCAUUUUACAUCUUUAUUUUAUAUCAAUAAACUGUAAAUAUU